CCCAAAACGCGAAUGAACAUCGACCGUGGAAGUUGACUGCAAGUGAAAAGCGCUGCACAGAAGUGUUCAAAUUACAUGUGAGACUAGCGCUGAGCAGAGGCCUCACUAGCCAAGCAGCACAACACACAUUCAGCCCCCUCACAUCAUUCACAUGAUUCGUCUGCCUGCAGCCCGAGCCUGAGACCGUCUUGAGCCUUCCGCCCUCCUGCCGGAUCAAAGUUCCAACGUUACGCUUCGCUUACCGUUGCUCAAAGCCCAACAAGGAACAACCAACAAAACAAAUAAAAAAACUCAGAAAACUACGUUAACUUCUAAUAACAAUAAACUAUUUGGGUCUGCGCCUUUUAUAUACAUUGGCAACAUUGUCUUACUAAAAGUCAUAACCACAGUGCAAUAUGCCGCCAAAUGCAAAAUCGGAAACGGAGCCAGAACCGGCGCCUGUGUCGAGUGAUGAGCCGGCGGCCGACUUGGAGGCGGCCAAUCAGAAGAUAGAAGAAACGACACAUCACUCCAAGUUUCGGGAACUGGAUCAGCAGGAGCAACAGGCAGCCGAGAGUCAAAGAAUUGCACAAGUGGAAACAACAAUAGUACCAAAAACAACAACAGAGGCUGAGGAAGCUGCUACCACCUCCGUGCCGGUCAUCAAAAAGAUUGAGCAUGCUGGCGAAGUGGUCACCGAGGCGAUUGCUGAACGCACUGGUUUGCCCACAUGGGGCGUGGUGGCGAUUAUAAUACUCGUAUUCCUCGUCGUCUUUGGUAUUAUAUUUUUCUGUGUGCGCAGAUUCCUCAAGAAGCGAAGAACCAAAGAUGGUAAGGGUAAGAAGGGUGUCGAUAUGAAAUCGGUACAGUUGUUGGGAUCGGCAUACAAAGAGAAAGUUCAGCCUGAUAUGGAGGAACUCACCGAAAAUGCCGAAGAAGGCGACGAAGAGGACAAGCAGAGCGAACAGAAGCUGGGGCGACUUAACUUCAAGCUUGAAUACGACUUCAAUUCGAACAGCUUGGCCGUAACCGUUAUACAGGCCGAGGAGUUGCCCGCCUUGGACAUGGGCGGUACCUCAGAUCCCUAUGUGAAGGUAUAUCUGCUGCCCGAUAAGAAGAAGAAGUUUGAGACAAAGGUGCACCGCAAAACGUUGAGUCCUGUCUUCAAUGAAACAUUCACCUUCAAGAGUUUACCGUAUGCUGAUGCCAUGAAUAAGACGCUAGUAUUCGCCAUAUUUGACUUUGACCGCUUCUCGAAACACGACCAAAUCGGCGAGGUGAAGGUGCCGCUGUGUACCAUCGACUUGGCACAAACCAUUGAGGAAUGGCGUGAUCUGAUCAGCGUUGAGGGUGAGGGUGGACAGGAAAAGCUUGGUGACAUUUGCUUCUCGCUGCGCUAUGUGCCGACCGCUGGAAAGUUGACGGUUGUCAUUCUCGAGGCCAAGAACUUGAAGAAAAUGGACGUCGGUGGAUUGUCUGAUCCAUAUGUGAAAAUUGCAAUCAUGCAAAAUGGCAAACGUUUGAAAAAGAAGAAGACAAGUAUCAAAAAAUGCACCCUCAACCCUUACUAUAAUGAGUCGUUCUCAUUUGAAGUACCAUUUGAACAAAUACAAAAAAUCUGUCUUGUUGUUACCGUUGUGGAUUACGAUCGUAUUGGCACCUCUGAGCCCAUUGGACGCUGUAUACUUGGCUGCAUGGGCACCGGCACUGAGUUGCGCCAUUGGUCCGAUAUGCUGGCCUCCCCACGUCGACCCAUAGCCCAAUGGCACACUCUCAAGGAUCCCGAGGAAACUGACGAAAUACUAAAGAAUAUGAAGUAAACGCUACAUUGCUGAUAACUGCAGAAUAACAGCACACCUUAGUAUCAUGCGGAUAAAGUACACGUACAUACACAUAUUGAAGAUGAAGCAAAACCAAAGAGAACUCAAGCAAACCGUCAACAUUGAAAUCGUAUGGAUCAUCAGCUACUAUUGAUCUUCAAGAACCUCAAGAGCCCACAAAAAUAAAAACCAACAACAAUCAAUAAAAGAAAUAUCGUAGUUAUUGCAAAUAGAUUUGUUUGCGCAGUUUAUCAACAAAUGAGAUAGGCAAACACGACGAAAAAAUAUAAAACCGCUCCAUUCAGAGAAAUCUAGAAGUUUAAGUUAAAUCCAUCACAUUUUUAUACCUAUAAACAAAAGCAAUUUUUUGUCCAUCUAUAAAAUUAGAGAUUUUCCAAUUAGAUUUAUCAAAUUUAUUUCAAAUUAAAGUCAUUUAUUCGUUUUCAUGUUUAUAACAUUAAUGUUAUCAUUCGAAUAAAAGAUGAAAACAAAACAUAGUUAAAUGAAAAUGAAUAUGGAAAUGAAAAUGAAAAGAAAAUUCUACGAGUAUGUUAAAAAUUAAAUUGAUAAAGUCUAUAUACUCAAUAUACAUGCAUACAUUUAUUUAACGGUAAAAGAACAAACUAAAUCAUAAUUUUAAAACGUUAAGUUCAAUAACAUUUUAAACUAGUCAAGCGUCUAUAUAAAAAAAAAAACAAUUUUCUUACCAGUUUUCAUUUGACUUUGAAGGAAAACAAAAGCUGUUUAAAGUUUAUUAGUAAAUCGAUGAAGAAAAUAUUAGACCUAAUGACAACUAAUAACUAGCAGAAGACAAAAGAUGAAAAUAAACUGUUAUGUAAAUUAUUUAUUAUAUUUAAUUAUUGAGCAUUAUGUAUUACUGUAACUGUGUAAGUAUAUAAACAUCAACAUAUAUGAGAGUACAUGCCAGACAUAUGAAGCAAAGAAAAAUAAACAAAAAACUAAAUAUAUUGCGAGUAUAAACAAUAUAAACCAUUUAUGUAUAACCUUUGCAUAGACUUAUGUUAUGUAUACACAAUGCUGACGUUUGACAAAUCGGCUAAAAACAAAGGAAAAGAAGAAGAAAAGGAAUAAGUAGAACAAACACAAAUAACAUCAGAAACAUAAAAGCAAAUAACAAAAGUUUAACUUUAAAGCGUGAUUUCAAUGGAAUAUAUCAUCAGUUAAAACCUUAAAGUACUUAACUUAUAUCGAAGAAUUCAUCCCUUAUGGAUCCUGAUUUAUGAUAUUCUUUGGUAAACUGUUUAAUCUAUAAGCUUAUCUAUUGUUUUUAAAUGAUUUCCUUUGAGUUGCUUCUGCUCUAUGUCGAACUCUUAAGGUUUCUAAUACUCCUAACUUUCUCGUAUUUGUUAAUCAUAAUUGAUAAUUUGGAAAAGCAUAUUAGGUCCUAAUAAAAAUAUAUAUAUAUAUAUACAUACUAAUUAAAUGAUUAUUAACAAGGCAAAAAAGAAAGAAAGAAAAACAAUGUUAAAACAAGAAAUAUUAAGAACAAUAAUAGUUAUUACUAUUUAUAUUAUAUUCAAGUAUAUAUAUACAUAUAUAUAUAUAUACAUGAAAUCUUAACAAUAUACAUUUAUAUAUAAACUUCUAUAAUGUUGUGCGGCCUGUGCACAAACCUACUAAAUUGGUAUUUUCAAUGAACUGGCAAAAAGUAAAAAAAUAAAAAUAUUAAUAAAUAAAUAAAAACUGCUUAAUAUGGCUAAAUAUAAACAAGUUUAAUUGAAAGCAUUCCAAGGAGAGCUGGCCAUAAAUAUUAUUGAUUAUUUCCAUAAUGCAAGUAAAAUUAACUAUUAAAUUAGAUGUUUUUGUCCUGUAAAAAAUAUUUAAAAAUGAUAUAUAACAUUUAUAAUAAUUAUAUGUAAUAAUUAUAAUGCGUAGAUCGGGAUCGACAAAGUCCCGCACACUGUUUGUAGUGAUGUUCACCACGGCAAAAAACUAAAAUAACUCAAACAGACACAAAUAUAAUGCUAACUGAUUAUACCAAUAUACCAAGCAAAUAUUUAUGUAAUAUAAUUCAUCUAAAUUACAAGAACAAAAUGGUCUUUAAGACAGGCAAACAAAUUCUGCAAUAAAUUACGAAUAUUGUUCAAUAAACCCCAAAACAAAGAAUACGUACUUUGCUUUUCCAAAUAAUUACUGUAAAUUAUCAAAUUAUCAAUUCUAAACAAAAACACAAAACUUACCAAAACAACAGCAACAACAGAAAACAAGAACAAACUAUAUAUAUAUAUAUAAAAUACUUGAAUAUUAAACAAAUUAUAUGGAAUUAUAUGAAAUGAUGUUGAUUAUUGAUUUAAACUGAUGAAUGAAUAAAAGCAAAUGAUAUAUAAAAAAACUAAUUUAUAUAUAUAUAUAUCUAUAUACAUAUAUAUAUAUAAAUUUGUAUAUAUAUAUAUGCAUAUACAUAUAUAAAUAUUAUCGAAAUUAAAUUCAUUUGCGUUUUUCUUCAGUUUGGUAUAUUUAUUUCUAAACGACUUACGCUGUCCCCAAUUUUAUACGACAGUGUGCAUACCUUGACAACAUGUACAUAAUCAAACACACAAACACAAACACAACCACACAGAAAUUAAAACAAACUCACACAUCCACACAGAGCCACCCAUGAACUGACCAAAACAAAAAAUCGUACACUGCAGUAUGUAUUAUAAAUAUGGAUGUACUAUGAUUACCGUUAGCCAUACCGUUAAGCAUACCGUUAGGCAUACAAAGUGUAUGCAUGUAUCUGUAUUAUUUUGCUACGUUUUCAAUGCAAGCAGCGGUAAAAACGCAGCGCAGGAGCCAUCAAUAAAAGCACAAAUCAGUAGUUGGAAACCAAAAAUAGAAAAAUCAAAGAAAAAAAAAACAAGUAUUAAUAAUAAUAGUUAAAAAAAUUAAAAAAUAAAAUACAAAAAGAAUAUACCAAAAGCUGUAGAUGUCCAUGUAUGUAUUUUUAUUUUUAGAUAUUUAUGUAUGUAAUUUAUAUUCAAUAAAUCAGGCAUAAAUGCAUUUAACAGCAUCAUACGAAAAACAUAAAUAACAAAACUAUAAACAAUAUACUAUAUAUAGAGCGCACCUGAGGAUCGGUUUGCGAAUUAGAUCUGGCAGAGAAAGUUGCACUUACACAAAUGCGUGUAUGUUUGUGUGUUAGGCGAAUAUGGAAGAAUAGCAAAUACAAGAAGCAAGAAAUAUAUAAUUAAAAAUAGGUAAACCAAAAUAUAGGGCAAUGUUUGAUGUUGAAUUAUAAGUUAAAGGCCACAUAGCGUGCGCAUUAUAUGCAAACCCAUAUGGAAUAUACAUAACAUACAUACAUAUUUACAUAAAUACAUGCAUACCAGGCAAACAAUCUACGAAAAAUAGCAAAAAUAAUUUUAUAUAUACCAAAGAGAAUACCAGUAAAACGAAGAUUUAUACAUAAUCAUUACAGCACCGCAUAGUAUGAAAAAUAUCCAUACCAUAUAUAUAUAUAUAUAUAUAAAACAUAAUUAUAUAUACUUACCUAUCCCAUACAUUAAUAGGUUGCUCUGUUUGAGGCAUCUAUGUAUAUUGAAUGUGGUCCGUUAUUUGGGCAUCUCCAUCAGUUUACACAUUUUCAACAACGUGCAGGUACUUCAUGCAGCGGUAGUCAAAACCCAAAGCAACUGGCCACACAUUCUCACCACAGUCGCAAAAUGAGGUUCACCACAUCAUUAAGCUCGUUUCGGAGUUUUGUUGUUUAUGAUAAACUGUUUAUAGCUGUUUUUCGAAUUUUAAAAAAAUUAUAUUUACUAUAUAAAAAAUAAAUAAAAAAGACAAAAAAGAAAUCGUAUAUAAUAGUAUACAUGCAUAAUACAUACAAGUAUAUGUUUUAAAAGCUCUUACCAAACUUAAUUGCAAACUGAAUAACUGCAAAGCAAAAGCGAUUGAAUUAUAUGAUUGAUUAAAAGACAUACUGCAUUAUAUAUGCAUUAUGAUGCAGCUGUAUUGCAUGCAAGAAGUAUAAACUUUUAUUUCAAAGCAAAAACAAAAAUAUAAAGAAUUUAAAAAGAUAGCAGAUGUAUGCGGAUCUCCAACCGCACACCCAGAACAACGGCGUCUGUAGAUAUAUUAUACCACAAACACACUGAUGUGAACACACAAAUGAAAUGACAUGAAAUGAAAAACGUUUAUAAAGAAUAAACAAAUGUUUGAAACUAUUAAAACUA
Drosophila montana is the source of this 5977-nucleotide messenger RNA. It is a transcript of the gene Syt1, whose product is annotated as Synaptotagmin 1. Lineage: Eukaryota; Metazoa; Arthropoda; Insecta; Diptera; Drosophilidae. The record is from RefSeq and is a predicted model, not a curated record. Gene Ontology annotation, cellular component: plasma membrane; axon; exocytic vesicle. The coding region runs from base 396 to 1799 and encodes 467 amino acids. The transcript is spliced from 11 exons. Gene Ontology annotation, molecular function: phosphatidylserine binding; calcium ion binding; calcium-dependent phospholipid binding. Gene Ontology annotation, biological process: cellular response to calcium ion; regulation of calcium ion-dependent exocytosis; calcium ion-regulated exocytosis of neurotransmitter.